Molecule: messenger RNA, 768 nt
Organism: Cyprinodon variegatus (sheepshead minnow)
Lineage: Eukaryota; Metazoa; Chordata; Actinopteri; Cyprinodontiformes; Cyprinodontidae
Exons: 3
Coding region: 97-768 (223 amino acids)
Biological process (GO): cellular response to lipopolysaccharide; immune response; T cell costimulation
Cellular component (GO): external side of plasma membrane
Source: RefSeq, a predicted model, not a curated record
UAAGCAGCAGAGGGAAACUUUAGUUAGCUUUCAGUUUGACUGGAGAAACGCGAAGAAAACAUUUCAUAAGAAUUUAGUGUUUGUAGAUUUAAGAAGAUGAAGCUCUUUGCUGUGUUUUUCUUCCUCUUCUGUGCCUCUCAGGAUUCUCUGUCUAAAUAUGUGGAGGUUCAGGAAGGAGCUCCAUCUGUUCUGCUUCCCUGUAACUACAGCAAAGAGAUUGAUACAGUGAAAUGGAGCCGCUUUGAUCUCAAUCCCACUACGGUCCAUGAACGGAGAAUAAACGGAGACGACCUACAGGAACAAAAUCAGCAGUUCAAAGGAAGAACAUUUAUGAGACCUGAUGCUCUAGACUCUCUGGACUUCAGCCUGACUCUGAAAGAACUUCAACCUUCUGACAGCGGCGUCUACAUCUGCAGCAUCAUUGAUAAGAAAGAAGAAACACCACUGACUGAGGUCCAGCUGUAUGUCAGAGUUCUUCCAAGUAGGGAAGCCUCCAGGGGACUUUUGACUCUCAGGCUGGGAGAUCGGUCAGUGAUGGAGUACAUCACUGACUUCCACCUGUUGUCUGCCUACUGUUCCUGGAAUGAGGACGCCCUCAUGGAUGUUUUUUUCUUUGGCCUGCGGGAAAGCAUCAAGGAUGAGCUUUCGACCCGCGACUACCCCCGGACUCUGAAGCAGCUGGAGGACCUUUCCAACCAGAUUGACCUUCACCUCACUGAGCAUCACAGGGAAAGGAGAGCACUGACGACUAGGGAUGGGGAUCGUUAA